GCAUAUUCCUAUAUUAUGUUUAUUUCUAUUCGGAAAGUCAUGCACAUAUAAAUCUUUAUAGUUUACAUAAAGACAGUGGGCAUAGACUCAAUACUUGCGUAUCAAGUGCGUUUAACAAGGUGUGUGCUAAAGAAUUCUAAUUAAGUAAUUCAUUAAUUCAUUGCGGCUGAAAAAUGUCUCAAACAGGUUUUGUAUUCAAAACAAUGCACCAAAAAAGGUGUGUCUCCGAGUAAAAUUUAAACCUUUGCCUGAAAAAUCUCAAUUUUCAUGAUGUCGUUCUACAAGACUUUCCGAUGCAUCCUAUUCAUGUUCACACUGUGCUAUUUUUGUUGGCAUGCCCAUGCUAAAGCCUUCAUAUUUGAGGCAGAGGAUUCACACGCUGUGGGGUUACUUAACAUAAAUAACCCCGAAGAAGGAGCAGUUUACCGGUCCGAGGCCAGCGGCAGAAAGGCUGUUCACUUAAUACAAGGUCAGUACCUUGAAUACACCUUCUGCGUACGAAAGGAGACCAAAGUUCAAGUCUCCAACAUCAGGUUCUCCAAUGACGGUCCGCAUGACGAAUAUGUUAUUGAGAUUGACGGAAAUGUCGUUGGAAAAUUUGAGACAGGAACACAAACCGGAAGUGGAGCUGCAUGGAAUGAUUAUCAUUCCAGUGGUCAGGUGGGAAAUCCGGUGGAUCUUGGGGCUGGUAGCCACAAGGUCAAGCUGACGACCGUCUUCUCGGAUCAGUGGGGAGCCGAGGUAGAUUUUAUCACACUAGACGUGGACGACAGGAAUUUGGACGAAAUGGGGUUUUAUUGUGACAAGUUUUGUUCCGACGAUAUAGCUUUUAAAAACGUGUCUACACAGGACAGCGUACCUAGUUCAAGAUUUGAGCAAAACAGUUUCAAGUCGUCUUGUCCUGAGGAAUCCAACGUUAGAGUUGCUGUGUUUAACGAUAUAGCAGACACUUUCCGUUUAACAGCAACAAUCCCUCAAUACAGAACAUUUUCCAAUAACCGAGUUCCGAUCUUCAGUGGAUGUAAUUUUAAUCGCCCUUCUUUGAACCUCUCCAAUAUACUUAUAGAUCCGUAUGGACAAACCAUCACCACGAAGAAAAUGAAAACCGUUUUUGCGGGAUCCCCAACCUACAUGAUCAUGACUACAACCUUUUAUCCGUCUGUACUUUCCUUCGUUAGGGGCGUGGAUGAAAAUCGAGUUGGAUCUAUUUUGACAGUAAAGUUUAGAAACGAAGGCCCCGUAUUUGACCUUGACGUUUCUUAUUUGGGGGAGUCCCGCCGUUAUAUCAGUUUCGACAGACUAAAGAUUGACCCCCAAAAUGAAACGACUUAUACGUGGACAUUCCCAGACUACUCCUGGAGUGCAGACCAAGACAACAUUCUUAGGCUUGGAUUUACGUCCUCUCAAACCAUGAAUGUAGUCAUUGAUUCCAUCAUCCUUAAAAGUCGAGAAACUGUCCACAACAAAACCGUUCUCUUUAAAGACAACAAAUACAUUAUAGAGGGAACGGACAUUGAUUUUUGGUACAUGGGAGAAAAAACCAUGACUAUCACUAGUAAGUAUACCAAAGAAGAAUUUUAUGACAUGGAUCGGAUUCAAGUCUAUGUAAAACUACCUUGGAGCAGCGGUUACUCCCAAGUAUUUUCCUUAUAUCAUGAUGGAUUGGUCAGUUUGUUGCCAAUGACUCCCCAUGGUCUGGAUUGGAUACCAUUCGGAACGAGCAUUGUCAUUGGUCCAAACAACGCCAGUGAUGCUCGACCGACCUCACCAAUCAAAAGCAUUGAAAUGGAUACGAUCAACAUGAAGUUCGAUGUUGAAUUCAUCCAUGGCGACCGUGCAUCUCUUUACAUAGAUGCGAUGCAUCCUGAAACGAUUCUCACCGUCAAAUACAACUCAGUCAUGCACGACAGAAAAAUGUACCCCCUAAUGACUCUCUCUUCCAUGUGGAUCUCUGACGGCAAUAGUCUGGUGGAUCGUAUUUCUGUGAAUAACGAUGCCGAUCGGAAUAUCAUCGGGGACUGGACCACUUUGUAUGGGUUGUCUGCAGUGCUCUACCGGAAAUGCAUAUCUAGUUAUAAUACAUUGAGCCCUGAUCUGAAAUUAGAGACAAUAGACAAGGAAAAUACAGUGCACAUCCUUUAGAAGCAUUCAGACAGUCCGAACGAAUAUUGUCACUGUAUAUCAUGAAACGAUUUAUAAUCGGACUCUGUUGCUUCAGUAUCGCUGUUUACAUUUGAACCAUGCAAUUAUUGAAAUUGCCGUGUAUAAUAACACUUAACAUGUAAAUUCAACAAAUUCACAAAGUUUCAGUUUGGUCAUACUAUACCAUGGUAAGAGCAAUAACGUUUGUAAUAAAUGCUCUGAAAUUUC
Molecule: messenger RNA, 2370 nt
Organism: Magallana angulata
Lineage: Eukaryota; Metazoa; Mollusca; Bivalvia; Ostreida; Ostreidae
Exons: 2
Coding region: 268-2142 (624 amino acids)
Source: RefSeq, a predicted model, not a curated record